Messenger RNA from Anopheles moucheti, 1944 nucleotides. RefSeq names its product Golgi pH regulator (gene GPHR). Bases 162 to 1520 code for a protein of 452 amino acids. The transcript has 5 exons. Gene Ontology annotation, cellular component: Golgi cisterna membrane. Gene Ontology annotation, biological process: intracellular pH reduction. Gene Ontology annotation, molecular function: voltage-gated monoatomic anion channel activity. The record is from RefSeq and is a predicted model, not a curated record. Lineage: Eukaryota; Metazoa; Arthropoda; Insecta; Diptera; Culicidae.
UAUAAACAAACAUUUUUGCCACGGUAAAACAAAUUCGUUAACAGAAAUCUUUGCUAGUUAAAGGUGCCAAACUACACCGAAGAAAACCGAAACGAUGCGAACUCAUCGCAAUUAAAAUACUUUUUACCGGAUUCAAUACACAAUCUCAAGCCAGCAGCCAAAUGGAGCUGCCUUUGCUCGGCGAUACGCUGAUCGUUCUCGUGUCCCAGCUCAUUUUCUUCAUCGGAGGAUGGGUAUUUUUUGUGAAACAGCUGUUCCGCAACUACGAAAUACGGCAUGUGUUCGUACAGCUCAUCUUCUCAUCCACGUUGGCCCUUUCGCUGACGAUGUUCGAGCUGAUUAUUUUCGAAAUCAUCGGCUUCCUGGAUUCGACGUCACGGUACUUCCACUGGCGGUUGGGCCUAACGCUGCUGCUCAUCAUGGUGAUCGCCGUGAUACCAUACUUGAUCGCAUAUUCCUGCAUCAGUAAUGUGCGAAUAGUUCCCGCCAGGUGGGUUCAACCUUUGACGACACUCAUCUGGCUUUGCUAUCUGUACGGGUUUUGGCGCAUCGGUGAUCCAUUUCCACUAUUAAGCGUUAGCCGAGGUAUCUUCACGAUCGAGCAGGCAGUGUCACGCAUCGGUGUGGUCGGUGUCACCGUGAUGGCAAUACUCUCCGGAUUCGGUGCGGUAAACUAUCCGUACACCAGCAUGUCUUACUUCAUUCGCCCGGUCUUACAGAGCGAUGUGGUGAAUUUGGAGCGACGGUUGCUUCAGACCAUGGACAUGAUACUGGUGAAGAAGAAGCGCAUCGCACUUGACCGUAGAAGGAACAAACCGAACCAGAAGCAAAGCAUCUGGGGCAUGAUAAGCAGCGUCACGCAAAGACCUGCCGGUGCAGAAAACAUUGGUCAGCUGCGGUUAGAAAUUUCCGCCCUAGAAGAACUUUCCCGACAACUCUUCCUCGAAGCGCACUCGAUGAAAAACAUGCAGGAACGUCAACGAUGGGCGGGUACACUGCAGGGCAAAUAUUUUAACGUGCUGGGGCAUUUUUUUAGCCUGUACUGUUUGUGGAAAAUUUUCAUCUGCACAAUUAAUAUAAUCUUCGACCGGGUCGGCAAAAAGGAUCCGGUAACGCGCGGCAUCGAAAUUGCGGUGCACUGGUGCGGCUUCGAGAUGGACAUUGCGUUCUGGAGCCAGCACGUUUCCUUCCUGCUAGUCGGGUGCAUCGUCGUCACCUCCAUCCGUGGACUGUUGCUAACGCUGACGAAGUUUUUCUACAAAAUUUCCUCCAGCAAAUCGUCCAACAUUAUCGUGCUGGUGCUCGCCCAGAUAAUGGGCAUGUACUUCUGCUCGUCCGUGCUGCUAAUGCGCAUGAACAUGCCCGCCGAGUAUCGGGUCAUCAUAACGGAGGUGCUGGGCGGUUUACACUUUAACUUUUACCACCGGUGGUUCGAUGUGAUCUUUUUGGUAAGCGCACUCGCGACCAUUGUCGUGCUUUAUUUGCUGCAUAAGCCACCGAACGUAGACUCUAGCAUGUAACAGGCAGGGGGGUCACAGUUAAUUACCUGUCUAUCCAUCUCUGCCUGGCCAAACGGACGGGAUGAUGACGGUAUGAUUGUUUUACCGUGGAACCUCAAUGCCAUGCGAUGGCGGACCAAACCAGUGGACAAGCUUCUUCACUACUGUAACGUAACAUCGAGUGAUUGCAUUAAUUAUGGCCGUUAAUGUCUUUUUUGCUGCCAAACUAUGAAGGUGCGCCCCGAAACGUAUCCAAUAUCCCAAAUAUGCGCCACGCGAUAUCUCUCAUGCGUUCUUAUACACACAUACACCUGCUUGCUGUUUUGUUUAUUUGUUUUUAAUCCAUUCCGACAUUCACUACAGCUAAAGCUGAGGACAUGAUAACUGUUGAUGUAAAUAAUCGAAAGAAAACAAUCAAUAGCAACAAAUAAAGAGUUGUAUUGAA